AUAAACUUCAUAUAUAUCAUAUGAGAGAAUACCAAAGUGUUUGGGAGGCUAGUUCAAUAUUUCAGAACCUCGCCGGAUGUUCUCUUCCUCUCGCCCAACCUCAAGACCAUGGCCAACUCUCCCCUCUCCCUCCCGUCCUCCCUUCAAAACCCAUCACCCCUUCAUCCUCCUCCUCCCGAAGCUCUCCACCUCGCCCUCGGACCCUUCUCCUUCCUCCCCCUCCUCCUCCUCCUCCGCCGCAGCCGCCGCUGGCAGCGUCCGCCGCCUCGUCCUCACCCCGGAAGGCCGGACUAAGCUGAACACCCUCCCGGACCGAGAAUUCUACUCCUUCCCGCGCUUCGUGACCCACGUCGACGACGGCUUCAUCGCGGCGCUGACCGAGCUCUACCGCGAGAGGCUGCGGCCCGGGGCCCACGUGCUGGACCUGAUGAGCUCGUGGGUGAGCCACCUGCCGCCGGAGGUGCAGUGCCGGUACGGGAGGGUGGUCGGGCACGGGCUCAACGCGCAGGAGCUGGCGCGCAACCCCCGCCUCGACCACUUCUUCGUCAAGGAUCUCAACCGGGAUCACCACCUUCAGCUCCACGCUCAAAGCUUUGAUGCCGUGCUGUGCGCUGUCAGCGUGCAGUAUCUUCAGUCGCCGGAGAAGGUGUUUGCUGAGGUGUUUCGAGUGCUCAAGCCUGGGGGUGUCUUCAUUGUAAGCUUCAGCAAUCGGCUGUUUUAUGAGAAGGCCAUAAGUGCUUGGCGAGAUGCAACCGACUACAGCAGAGUUCGGUUGGUAAUGCAAUAUUUCCAGUCCGUGGAGGGAUUCACUCAGCCUGAAGUUGUGAAGAAGUUGCCCGUGAAAGCUGAUGAUGAUCAAACGCCUUUGCAUGGGAUCAUGAGGUUGCUUGGAUUCUCAAGAUCAGAUCCAUUCUAUGCAGUCAUUUCUUAUAGAAACUUCAAAUCGACGAACGAAAUGCAAUAGAAAUUAGGAGAUUAUGUAUUAUUCAAAGUUCUUGGAGAUCUAAUUAAAUGUUUGUGAGAGUUCGUUUGGCAUCUUGUUGUAGAAGUAGAAUUGCUCAUUCUGUUUGAGAAGUAACAAGGGAGGCAAUAUAUCAAGUUCUCCAGUAACUUUUCAAAAUAAGAUUAGAAGCUUCAAAUUGAAGUUUUUGCUUUUGGGUCUCAAA
Molecule: messenger RNA, 1166 nt
Organism: Ananas comosus (pineapple)
Lineage: Eukaryota; Viridiplantae; Streptophyta; Magnoliopsida; Poales; Bromeliaceae
Exons: 2
Coding region: 77-964 (295 amino acids)
Molecular function (GO): S-adenosylmethionine-dependent methyltransferase activity
Source: RefSeq, a predicted model, not a curated record